Molecule: messenger RNA, 969 nt
Organism: Naegleria fowleri
Lineage: Eukaryota; Heterolobosea; Eutetramitea; Acrasida; Naegleriidae
Exons: 1
Coding region: 1-969 (322 amino acids)
Source: RefSeq, a predicted model, not a curated record
AUGGAUGAACAAUCUUCCGAGGCGAUUAUUGAUGAAGAUGAUGACGAAAAAUUAUUUGCUGGCGAAGAGAAUGAACUGAACCACUCUUCUUCUUUUACAUCAUCAUUGGAGAAUCAAAAUGAAAAGUUAGAAGAAAUGGUUUCAGAGGAGAUGGCAAGAAAUUCCAAAGAUGAUACUCCGAGCAAUACCAUCAUCAAGCCUCAAAAUGAUUCUUUAGGGUGGUGGUCAGGCAUUGGAAGCCUAUUAUCACCACUUAAAAACUCUGAUUUUGCAACCCCUUUAGUAUUGACUGGUCUUCUUUCCUUUGUUGCAGGGUCGCUAUUGAGUUUUUCUUUUUCAAAUUUGAAAAGCAGACAAACAAACGAUGAAAUGAAGAGUAGAAUAUUAUCAUUGGAAAACUCUCUGAAAGAAAAACAAUACGAAUUACAUCUUGCAACAGAUAGAUUAAAUAAGGAAAUUCAAAUAUCAAAAGCAGCUUCUCAACACAAUAUUUCUCUGAACAAACAAAAGGAAUAUUUUGAAACACAGUUUAAUAUUCAGUCAAGAAAUUUAAAUCUUGCAAAUCAACAGAUUGAAAAGUAUGAAGAAACGAUUUCUAAAUGUAGAGAAAAAAUUGAAGACUUGGAAAGACAGAUCGAGAGUUACAAGAAUAAUAUUACCCAUUUGGAGGGAGAUUUGAAAGACCAUCAACUCGUCAUUCAAGAUUUAAAUUUGAAGAUCAACCAUCUUGAAAAUCAAGUAAAAGAAAACGAGAGGAUGAUCGAAAAACAAAAACAAAGAAUUGUAAAUCUAAAAGAAACUCACAAAAUUUUUGAAUAUGUCCUUACCAAAGCAUCUCCACAAUUGGCAGAAAGAAUCAUUAAUCAAAUUCAUCGAGUGCAAAAUAUUGAAGACGAAACUGAUGAGCCAAGUAAGAUAGGGCGAGCCAUAAAAGAACACACACCAGUGUCAAACAAUGAUCAACGAUGA